GAAAGGGCUAAAUUUGAAGCGACCGUGCUCUGGUCCUAUGAAAUCUGAAAUAAAAUCCGUUUAUAAAUCAUUGUAUGUGACUACUACUCAAUGACCCGCCCAUGGGUUGACCUCACUACCAUUUUGUCAAACCAUUUCAAGAAGUUGGCCAUUGAAGAUAUCAAAUAUCCUCUGAUCGUCUGUUCUACGUUUGAAAACAUCAUAUCACAAGAUCCAGGUACUCACCAAAGAUGUUUCACCCUUGGGCCCGUGGCGUCCGCAUAAAUGGAGAUGGGGAGUCUCAAGCCUCAGAUUGCCUAUAAAUGAAAACCACCUCUCCUCCUUUACACACAUUCAAUCUCCACAAAUUAACAUGAGAGGACCAAUCAAGUUCUUGGCCAUCCUGGCCGUUGCUUUGGCCAUUUCUGCUCAAAACGCUUCCGCCCAAUAUGGAAAGAACCGUGGCAAUAGAGGAGGAAGUGGAGGCAGUUUGGCGGAGGAAGUGGCGGAUUCGGGGGAGGCAAUGAUGGCGGUGGAUUUGGGGUGGGGGUGGGUGGAUUUGGAGGCAACAAUGGAGGUGGUGGGUUUAGAGGCGGCAGAUUCAACGACGGUGGAUUUGGCGGCAGAAAUAGUGGUGAUCUUGGAGGAGGAAAUAGCGGUGGAAUUGGAGGCGUCUUCAGAAACCGACCCAUCAACCAAGAAUUGACACGAUUGCUGGGCGGAAACCGAUUCAAAAACCACAUUCAUCCCGUCACCUGAAUGAUGCAAUGCUAAUAACCACAUGCUGCUCUGUAUUGCCUGAUUUUCGCUCUGGAACAUAAUUGUUCAAUACCUCAUGUUUUUCUUGUUUUUCUUAUGUUUUACCACAUAUUCUUUGUUCUUUCAAACCAAUGGGGCUCAUAAAAUACUGUCGAAUAUUCA
This is a messenger RNA of Tigriopus californicus, 900 nucleotides long. RefSeq lists its product as uncharacterized. NCBI's taxonomy places the organism in Eukaryota, Metazoa, Arthropoda, Copepoda, Harpacticoida, Harpacticidae. The record is from RefSeq and is a predicted model, not a curated record. Bases 353 to 685 code for a protein of 110 amino acids. The transcript has 4 exons.